CCAAGCGACUUUGAAUUAAAGUGAACUUUUAAUCAUCGGCUAAUCUCAUUGGCUAUUUUUCUUUCUCUGUCUUUUUCUUUGUCUUCGUUUCCCAUUUUCUUUUUUUCAAAUUUCCAAUCAAUUUUAUUUUGUUCAUUUGUUGUUGUCUUUAGAUUGUGAUUAACAAUUAAUUAAUUACCUUUCACCAAUAAUAGUGUUUUAAUCACUGAGCUUCCUUUGUGUUUUAUUACAAGUGGAUAAUUGUUACUGGGACCUGUUGAACUUACCGUUAAUUUUUACACCGAUUAAUUUGAUUUCUUAAAUGUUGGUCAAUUAGUUUUGGAUUUUUCUCUCAAUUCUCUUCUCUCUCUAAUUCAUCAAUUGGAUAACUUUUACACUCGCCCACUGGACUUACCUUUUCAGAGAGUAAACUUGCUCUUUGUUCUAGUUCCCUCUUCUUCUACCUUUUCUCUGUGUUUUAUCCGGUCAAAACCUCUACCCUUGGACCUUUUUUAUUUUUUGUUUUAUAUUCUUUUACUCUGUGUCAUAAUGGUGAUGUCUUAUCAGAAACCAUGUUUAGCAUUCGCUGCUUUUAUUGGAUUUAUUUUAGCCAUCGCAUCGACAAUUGCUCUUCUCUACUUUCCCGAUAUAAUUUCAAGAAAGAUUAAAGAGAAAGUUCCCUUGGUUCGAGGAUCAGAAUCUAUGGAAAGAUGGCUCAAGGUUAAAGUUCCCAUAACAAUGAGCUUCACAAUAUUCGAGGUCACCAAUCCAUCAGAAGUUGCUGCUGGUUUGGCUCAACCGAUUCUUGUUGAACGUGGUCCUUAUGUUUUUGAUGAAACUCGACACAAAAAUGUAACCGGAACGGACCAUGAAUCUGGUUCAAUUACUUAUCGACAAUAAACCUACACAUUUAACCGGAAUAAAUCAAUCGGAUCAUUAGACGAUGAAUAUAGUAUACCUAAUGUACCAGCGAUUGUUAUGUCAACAUUAAUUCUCAAGAAGACAGAGAAAAGCCAAUUGAAGCCAUUGAUUAUGCCUGUUCUACAAAAUCUAAUGGUUAUUGAUAAUCAACAACUUUUCAUUAAAAAGAAAGUUAGAGAACUUUUAUUCGAUGGUUAUCGAAUCUCUUUUCUUCACAAUUUGAAAGAACAAUUGAAAACUUUUGGAAUUUCUCUACAAUUACAAGAUACUUUUGGAUUCUUUCUCAAUAAAAAUAAUACACACGAUGGAGAAUACACCGUACACAAUGGCCUGUUUGACAUAAAUCGUUUCACUAGAAUUGAAAAAUGGGGUGACAAAAGCAAAGUCAAUUUCUGGGAGCCCAAUUCUCUUUGCAAUGAGAUAAACGGAACUGAUGGUUCACAAUUUCACCCUGGAGUUAAAAGAACUGAUUUACUUUAUAUUUUCUCAAGUGAACUAUGCCGAUCUAUUUAUGUCGAAUAUGAGAAAGACUCAGAGAUUAGAGGGAUUAACACAUUCAAGUUUAUUUUACCAAAGCGAUUGUUUCUAUCACCAGACCGUAAUCCUGACAAUGAUUGUUUCUGCCUUGAUAAACGGGAAUUACUUUGCUCUUACGAUGGUAUAAUGGAUGCAUCUCCGUGUAAAAAAGGAGCACCAAUAGUUUUAUCAGCCCCUCACUUUUACAAUGGGGAUAGAAGAUUAAUGAAUGGAGUUAAAGGACUUGCUCCUGAAAGAGAGAAACAUGAAACUUACCUCAACAUUGAACCAAAUACUGGUUUAGUCUUUGAUGCCACUCAAAGAUUACAAAUUAACGUUGUUAUUAGACGUAAUAAAGAGAUUGGAAUAUUGAAAGACAUAAAAGAUGUCGUUCUUCCCGUUUUAUGGCUCCAAGAGUCAGCAACAGUGGACGAAUUUUCUGCUGACAAAUUCAAAUCGCAAGUAACCAAGAAGAUUGUCGUUGGAAAUUCAGUUCUAAUUUCAUCAAUAUUUAUUGGGAUUCUUUUAAUUUUCAUUGCUGUUGCUUUCAUCAUUUGGAGACACAUAGAUUAUCCCGAAUUACAAGGUUAUGCUUAUCCUAUGGCUAAAAGUUAAAUGAUGAUCAUUUUAAUCCUUCAUCAUCUCUUCAUUGUUUUUAUACCUUCACAUCUCAAUCUCAUCGCAAAUCUACCUGUUCAUUGAGACAAUUUUCGAGAUCAAAAUCGUUAUUUUAUAUAAUGCAAUCUCUAUUUUUUAUUAGAAGGAAAUUUUUUCUAUUUCUCUUUAAAAUCCAGAGAAAAGUACCACAUCUCUCUCUCACACACA
This is a messenger RNA of Panonychus citri (citrus red mite), 2241 nucleotides long. Its product is annotated as platelet glycoprotein 4-like. The record is from RefSeq and is a predicted model, not a curated record. Gene Ontology annotation, cellular component: cytoplasm; membrane. Gene Ontology annotation, molecular function: scavenger receptor activity. Lineage: Eukaryota; Metazoa; Arthropoda; Arachnida; Trombidiformes; Tetranychidae.